AUAGACUAGUAAUGGCCAAUGGCGGGCGGCUUCUCACGGUAGUCUCGUUCCCAACAAUUGGCCUUGAACACAAACUUGUAGUCCAACUGUGGCUCGCUGUGAUGUUGCUUUGGGGAUGGCUAUAUUUUCAAAAUUAAUGCGGCUUCCUACAUGUUCCGUUUCUGGCAUAGCCGUUUAAACAUGGAAACGCCACUGCACUUCUUGACGGUUUGUGGUUUGACACAGUGACGGUCAUAUGAGCUUACAUUGCUUACAUGCCUUCAUGAGCUGGUGAUGGAGACGCGGGAGUCUAUAUUUGAGCAGUCAAAUUUGUCCGGGUUGCUGCGCUCCCCUCAAGCAACUUCGACUGCAAGAAAGACAUCUAACAGAUGUAGACCUUGCCAGCAAGGCAUGCACAGUGUUAGAAACAAGCUCUUCACUAGCACAGAUGAGUCACCUUCAAUGUUACAUGAGACUACCGCUGCAGGAACCUAUGACGGACCUUGCACUUCACUUGGAAAACCUGCGAGAAAAGACGAUGAGAAAAUGAAUUCAUUUCUGGAAGAAAGCAAGCAACGGCUGUCUUUAUUAGUUUCUGACACUGUGUGCCGUAGUAUUGUAAAAGUGCUUCCUCCAACAAAUGCCAGAAAUGCCACUGCUAAAGACUUGUUAUCUCAAGGCAUUGAGGAAAUUGGAGGGGCCACCACAUCUCAGUUUUGGAUGGCUGGCUGUAAGCAACAGGUCUCGGUAUCACAGUCUCUUGUUAGGAACCCUUUAGCCGAUGCCAGCGUUCUUGACCUCUCACAAAUUUUCAAAGGGAUAGAUGUUCAGGAUACUACCAUUUCACGGCACUCUCAGGUGUCCUUCCAGCCCAAACAAAUUUCUGCCCGCUCGACUUCUGUUAGUAGUGCAAGCUUAGGCAAACCAGCCAAGCCAUCUGAGAUGGUUGCAUGGGAUACCUUACAGUCAGAUGGAGUUGGGAACAGAUCAAGCAUGUUUGAAGGAGACAUUUCCAAAGGCAUGUCAGCAGCCGAAUUCUCUGGUUUUCAGAGUGUUCAGAAUGUCAUCUUUCCAGACGAAGAAUUCUACACAAGUGGGCUGGCUGAAGAAAAAUUAAAAGAUGAUGAAGAGCAGUUUAAGAAAGAUAAUAUGUUUGAUGGUCUACCUUGUGAGGCACCCUGUGAAAGUCUACAGGAGAGCAUUGGGCCUCAGGACAUAACGCGGCCAUCUUGGAUAAAUGGUGAUGGGAGCAGGGUAUCGUUAGGAAGUUACAUUCGGGGACGGUCAGCACCUAUACAUAACAUGUUGUCACCUGCAGAUUUGGGUGUGGAGGAAGCCAUUAUGAAUGAAACCAGCAAUAGAAUCUCAAAACUGCCACCUUCAGAGUCUGUGCAAGAGCUUGUGCUUCAGAAUUUGGGUUUCGAUAAGACUUUCAUUUCUGUGUGUGAUCGUUCAACUUCUGCAGACCAGAAACUUGGCCAGACUCCAUCAUGUGCUUCAAAGCUUGCUCCUGAUUUACCUCCUACAACUCUGCGAGAUGACAGUACUGUCUGUUCUCUUUCGCUCUCCACGAUCAACAAUCUCUUUGGUGACACAUCUGUUACGGAGGCGCCAGGAGCCAUAUUGCAGAAGCUUGUUUGUGCUACAAAGGCAGAUUGUUCUACAGGCAAAAGAAGCAAAGAAGUCGCAAAAAAGAAGCAUCCAUUGAAGAGUCAGAUGGAAGAAAGUGACAGUGACAGCAUUUUCAAACGACCAUUUCCUGUGUUGCCGCGUGUGAAGCCAAGCUCUACACACAAUGCAUGUGCUGCAGGACUUUCUCAUACUGCUCCCAACCUUUGCCAACCACGAAAGAACUUGGGCUCUGAGCAAGCUACUAAAGCAGGCUACAGUGCUAGCCCAACUGAAAAUGUGAGCCAAUCCACAGGAACACUUCAGAAAACUUGUGAAAAAAGCUCUAAUGCAGCCGUUGGUGAUUUGCCCAAUUCAUUUGUUAAUGGCUGUCUGAGAACUUGUGAGUGGGUGAUGAAAUCUGCAUCAGAUUCUGAGGUGGAUGCAAACUCUGUGGUAAAACAAGUGCCGCCAUUACCAGGAACCCCAUCUUUGCAAACAAGAAAUGGGAUUUCAUUUCGUGUUGCACCAUGUCCAAAUGCCAGCACUUCAGUGCUAAUUGCUCAAGAUGGCGGUAAAGGUGAGUGUGAUGCCGGAACAACAUCUGAUCCAAAUGCUGCUCAGAGUAAAGCACAAGCAUCGUUGGACCCUAGUGGUUCUAGGAGCGACUCUGGGAGUUGUUGCUCUGCCUGGGACCAUCCCUGGACGCAAGGCAAUAUGCGUGUGCUCAAUGCAGAAAAACGUAACCUUUCAACACCCUCGUGUAGUAGUGAAUCUUCUGGAGGUGAAGGUGGUAACACCGUCAUGGUUGUCCCUGGACAGCUCAACCAACAAAUGGACUUAGACUUAGGCUGUGUAUGUGUUGGAGUGCUGAAGAAGGCCGUACUUACGUUUAUUAAUCCAGCUGAAUGCAUAAUGCACUAUUCUUUAAAGUGGUCUGAAAGCCACUUUAGUGAUGACAUCAUUGAUGGUAUUGGCUUUGUGGACGUCAGCUUCCCUGAAGUGGUUACUGUCAAUGCCCUACAAUCUAAAGAAGUGAAGGGCACCUUUUUGUCAAGAAAGCCUGGUAAGGUGACAGCUACAAUUGAAGUUCAGCCCAUGCAACUACCUUCAGAACCCAUCCAGAUCUCUCUCUCUGCCCUUGUGGAAUGGCCUCACCUUCGUGUGGAAGUUCCCAGACCUCAAGUAUUCAAAGGAAUAGACCUUGAUGGACCAGACUGCAUGGGAACUGUAGUAGUGACCAAUAAGAGCUCAUGCACUGUACCAUUCAAGGUCAUGAUUAUUGAGGGUCAGGGAAGCUUUUCACUGAGCAAGAAUAUUGCUGCUACAUCUUCCAAAUCUGAUCACUCUAAUGCUGUCCCUGUCUUCUCAUCACUCUCAGCAGGAGAGACUUCGGAGUUUACUGUAAUAUUUUCUCCAAGGAAUGCCAAGGCACUAUGCUGCAAUGCCAAAGUACAGAUUUACCUUAGUGGACACUAUGCAUCCACUGAACUUCUAGAGUCCUUACCAAUAUCCGCUUCUGUUGUGUGUCCCAAGCUAAGGGCCGACGAAAUGAAUGAAGUGGUGCACGUGUUUGAUACAGAAGAAAAAGUGAUCACACUCAGGAAUCUUGGAAGAAAUGGCCUGCAAGUGGAGUUUUUGUCCAGUAGUCCUGCUUUUGCUGUUGCUCCAAAACGAGCUUUUUUCAAUCCCACAUCAGCUAUAGAAGUUACAGUUGUGCUCGUCGGCACUUCAAGCAUGAUGUGUGAGACACCUACUGGGGCACUCCAAGCAGUAGUGCAACCGCAAGGUAUUGUGUUAGACAUACUGAAGCUUGAAGGAAAGCUGCAAGAUGCAGUGAAUAGCACAGUUCAGCCUGCUCACCCUCUGCGACAGCCAAAGAAUAAAACGUUUAUUCUUGAAAGCAGCAAGCGACUUCUCCUGUGGUCAGACGUACCAGUUGGACAGACUGUUACGAAGACCAUUGUCUUCCGCAAUCCUUCUGCAAUUCCCAUCAAAGCCAAUGUUAUGAUACCCGAGCAUCGCACUUCAUGCUUCAAGGUUUUUGUGAGAGGAGAAAGCACCCCUUGUCACAUGGUGUCUGUAUGCUUGCAACCAAGAAAAAGCAUAGAAAUUUCUGUUUCUUUUUGCCCAACUGUUGUUUGUUUUCUUCAAUCACGGCUUCUGAUCCGUGGCCAAAGUCCUGACGUUAUCAACAACAGUGUUCCUCUUUUUGGAUUUGGUGGCAAAAUGCAAGUCAGCUUGUUGGGGCUUAAUACCCUUGGACAAAGUGGCUACAUUGUAGAUUUGGGCUUAGUUCCUGAACGCCAAGCAGUCGGCCGUGAAUUUACAGUUUUCAAUGCGGGUGACUGGGAUUGCUUUGUGAUGUUCACAUUUGCUAAAGAUGCUCCUUCACUUGUAUCGCCAAUAGAAGAGGCAAAUGUUUCUCCACAGUGCCUGGUUCUGGCUAGCAAAGAAUCUCGGACUGUGUCACUUUCGGUCAAAGCAAGUUGUGCAGCCCGCAGCGCAGGAUGCGAUGAUCAAAUUGUGAAGCUUGGAACACUGAAGGUUCUGCAUGGCUUGGAAGUUCUGAGACAAUGGGCAAGAAGGACUUGCAGUCACUCUUCUGGAACACCAGAAAGCAUUUUACCGUUUUUACUUCAGUUUGAAGGGGAGAGAAGUAUGGACAACAUAUCUUUGCCAACAAGUGCCCUGCGUGACAACUUCUUGAAGACCGUCUCACAAACUGCUGUCAUUUUGACCAGUGGAGCAGGAACCAUAAUGAUGCAGGCAUCUAGCAACAUGUCCUUUCUGCCCCUCGAAGACCCGUAAGGGUCCUACCACCCUCUUGUGCUGCAUAUGAGUCUUUUUCAUAGGCUCCGAGAUGUCUGCAUCGUUGUACCCUGGUGCCAAGAACAUGGUUCAUGAAGCCGCUUUACUACAAGAUUACUUGCAUUACUGAUUUUUAAGUAGUUUGGGCACUCAGACUUGGUCCGUUACCACGAACACUAGCCUGAUGCCCUUUUGUAAAUACUGACGAAUGAGGCAACAUUUUGUCCCAACAUUGCAUAAUAAAUAUACUUGUUUGUAAUCGUA
Ornithodoros turicata is the source of this 4662-nucleotide messenger RNA. RefSeq lists its product as uncharacterized. The transcript is spliced from 29 exons. The record is from RefSeq and is a predicted model, not a curated record. Lineage: Eukaryota; Metazoa; Arthropoda; Arachnida; Ixodida; Argasidae. The coding region runs from base 274 to 4398 and encodes 1374 amino acids.